UUUGAUGUGCUGACAGAUAAAAAUUUGAAAAAAAUCAAACUGAUCAAUAAUUAUUAUUCAUAAUUAUUGAUUAUAGAUGUGUUGAUGGUUUAUUGAUGGUUACUGUUGAUGUCUAUGUCAGCGUUUGAGGUCUGAUCAAUAAACAGAUAAAGUUAUUGCUUCUGCCAAAAUAAAAGCACAAACUUGGACCCUCAUUUUAUUUUGAAAAACGGGAACAUUAUAUUAAUAUUCACCACGACAACUUUUAAUUUGUCAGUUCACUUCCGGUGUGCAGCUAAAUGUUUGCAGCUUGAUGGAGGCACUUCCGCCCCACCACAAUAAGAGUCUCCUCCUCCUCCGUCACACUGCAGACCGUCCUGUCGCGGUGCGUUCACGGUCCGGUACCAGCCAGCACACCUGCAGCUCACCUGACGGCGUACCCGGUCCCUGCUUCAGCCUCCCGGACGGACUAAGACCCGGCCCUCUCACCGGGAAGCGUUAACUGUUCGCGGCGGGAGAUUCUCGAGGCCACCGGCCGCUAACCGGCGCUCCGGUGCCGGUCUGUCCUCUCUGACGGCAGCCGGUGAUUGUACCGUAUCUGUCCGGCUGUGACGUCCUGCAGCCGGCUAACGUUAGCUCGGACAUCCUCCGGAAUCUCCGGGUUUAAACCGGGCUCGUUUGUUUCGUGUUUUCCAGAACCGGGUCCGGAUGUUCCGGUUCACGGGAGACCUCAGUGGCCCGUUCGGCCCCCGGUAAAGCCUCCUGAACGGCGGAGACUCAGAUCUGGUACCGAGGGAAGGUGACCGCCGAACCGCAGCAGAAAAACACCGACCUUCAAAGUCAAACCGGUUUGUUUCGGGUUUUACCGCCUUUCAGAACCGGGUCUGUAUGUCCCGGUCUGCACGAGACCUCCGUGGAUCAUUCGGCGGCUGGUGAAACCGUCCGGAACCAUGGGCACCCAGGGCCCGGGCAGGAAGAGGAUCCCGAACCGGGACAAGAUGACGGCCGAGGACGACGCUCUGAACCAGAUCGCCCGAGAGGCCGAGGCGAGACUGGCAGCAAAGCGAGCGGCGAGAGCCGAGGCCCGUGAGAUCAGGAUGAAGGAACUGGAGAGACAACAGAAAGAGAUGUUUCACAGCCAUAAGAAGUUUUAUGGUCUGGAUAAUAAGUGGGGUCACAUUGAACAGUGGAUGGAGGACAGCGAGCGUUAUUCUCGUCAUGCACGGAGACACGCCUCGGUGUCCGACGAUGAAGAGAAAAUGUCUGUAGGCAGCCGAGGGAGCUUCAGGUGUACUCGUCUUCCUCUUCCUCCUCCUCUUCCUCCUCCUCAGGGUUCGAGGGCAGCAUCGACACUCUCUGCUGCCACGCUCGCGUCUCUGGGCGGAGCUUCAUCUCGGAGAGGAAGUUGUGACACGUCAUUCUCCGUGGAAACGGAGGCGUCGAUCAGAGACAUGAAGGACUCUCUGUCCGAGGCGGAGGAGAAGUACCGGCGUGCGAUGGUGUCGAACGCUCAGCUGCACAACGAGAAGUCGACUCUGAUGUUUCAGGUGGAGACGCUGAAGGAGGAGCUGAGCGACAUGGAGGAGCUGCUGUGGGAGUCCAGGCGACACUGUGAAGACCAGACCAAGGAGUUGGAGCGUGGGCGUCAGGCUCACACGGUUCUUCAGUUCCAGUUCAAAGAGAUGAAAGAAACUCUGAGACAGACCGAAGACCUGCUGACGAAACAUGGAGUCGUCGUCUCUCCUGAGCUCUCCACCAAUGGGGAGACAGGACGGGGCGAGGAUGAUGUCAGCGCACAAUCUGCCACCCGAUUGGCUGAGGAGCCGUGUCAUGGUGGCAGAGAGAGCAUGCUGGGGCCAGCAGAGGGCAGCAAAGCCCCACAGGAUGACAGGAAGUUCAGCCACUGGAUCUCCCAGUCACUAAGCGUCAUUUCCACCAGUGACCAAACAAAACCAGGAGCUGUCAAACUAGUGAACAGGUUCGAUAAACAGGUCACGAUGGAACAACCUGUAGGCAGAACUGAGGGAGAAAGGAAAAUACCAAGAAACAAAGGAAGUGAAAAAAAGGCUAGGAGGAAGCCACCAGAUGUCAGACGGGAUAGAAAAUCUUUGUUUGGAAAUGAAGGAGUUAAAAAACAACAGAAGAAAACGGAGAGGGGAAGUGCUGCUGAAAUGUGUGAGCCAAGAUUAAACUUUAAUGAUCAGCCCCUUAAAGGCAGAAGCAAACCUCACAGGGAAUCUGUACCGGCAAACCAGGAUGUCCUUGUGACUGAAAUGGAGCGCUCCUUCGUGCUGGUACAUCGAACUGAGAGUCGGGAUAAACAUGGUGAUUUGGUUUCACCUGUUUGCAGAACUUCAGCCCAAAAAGUCCCAAAAUCGAGACUUGUUCCACCUCGACCUGUAAAAGACAUCAUACUGGGAAACAAGGUGAUAGUGUCGAGUAUUGCGGCUGCUGUCAAACAAGAUGCUCUGACUCAAGACAAACAAAAAGUAGAUGUUUCAGCUGUGAUGAGAAAUGAGAGGGACUCUGCGCUGAAGUGUUCGUCUGCUGCUGAUGACAAAGACGUGAAUGCCUGCAGGGAUGUAAGCUGCUUAGGAGGGGAAGUUAUGCCUGAUGUUCCAGCUUUGCGUGCAAACCAAAAUAAAAUGAAUGAAUUUAUAACUCCGACAUCAGCGGACCGUAUGAAAGAAAAUGAAUUUGUUGACCACAUGGUCGAACUUGAUGGCGAAGGUUUUAAAGAAGAAGACUCAAAUGUUGUUACAAAUUUGGUAGAAAAUGAGAUGGUUGCAACGACAAUUAAGAUCUCUCAAAGUCUUGAAGUACACCAUCAACAGACAGUUUCAGAGAAUUUGCAAAGUACCAUAAAUGAAGACAAAGUCUUAAAGACCAAGCUUAGUCCAAACCUUGAAACCAAACCAUCAGAGCUCAAUGUGUUUCUACCAGCAGAGCAGGCAAUUGUUGGGGGAAUGUCUGGUUCACCUGAGAAACUUGAGAACUGGAGGACUUCUGAAGAGGAACCGGUUAGAGAUGCUGAUCAAGACGUUCAGAGAAACUCUGAACAAUGUAACAACCAGAGAGGAACACAGAAAUCAACUCUGUCACCGUUUGUCCCGGCUGAGACUCCGGAGGGCCGGAGUGUCUUAGAAAAGACAAUUCAAAGCAUGCUCAGAGGGUUGGUUGAAAAUCAGGUUUUGGCAGCUGCAAUCUCAAGAUCUUUUCCAUGCGUGCAAACUAAUGAUGCCUCAGUGGACUCGAGGAAAGUUUGUAAAGACGUUCAGGAUCCUCCCCCAAGUGAAAAUACCUCUGAGGUCAUGUUAAAUAUUCGUGAAUUUAAGGUGGAAUCGUCUCCAGAAGAAAAGCCUGCGGUCACUUCUAUUGAAGUAGAAGAAGAAAAACAAAGUCAGAGUAACUUCAUGGUGACGAGCUGCUCUGAUUUUGUUUUUGUUGAAUCUUACUUUGCUGAACCUGAAGCUGAGUCUGGGUCACAUCUGUCUUUGGUGUCCUCGUCAAGAAAUCAUGCAGUCAAUCAUCAAGGUGGUACUAAAACAAACAAACAAAGAGAGACUGUUGGUAGAAGUCAAAGCUGUUCUGUCAUUCCUGUCGAGGAAGUUGUUGAAAGGCAAUUCAAAAAGUAUCGAACAUUGUCCACCAACUCUCAUGUUGGUCAGAGUUCAAAGUUCAGGAGGCUUCUGGAAAUGACUGCAGAUGAAAUCAAGGCCAUGGCUGUUCCAGAAUUGGUGUUGAUGAACCAACGAGCAGGGAGAGUCGCUGAGGACCGACAGAGUAAUGAGUCAACGGGAUCAGAGGAACUGGAGGAACUGUCAAUUGGAGACAUGGACAGCUGUGAGGAAGUUGAUGAGGAGGCAGCACAGCAACCAGCAAUGCAACAACAACCAGUGAUGGAGGAUGAAGAUGUGAAAGUAAUUCACUUUAGAGGACAGAAAGGAUUGAGUUUGGACUUCAAGAAAGACAGACACAGAACGGACUGCAAGAUCUCAGUCUACACGGUGUUUUUUUGUGUUUCAGAACUCCGGCUGAAGAAGCUGUUUGAAGAAAGAGAGAGUUUACAAAAUGAGGUGAGACUGUUAAAGUCUCAACUGGAUCAGAGGCCGAAGAACGGGACUGACGGAGUCCAGAAUCCAGAGGGGGGCAGUCUAGAGAACGGGAUGGAUUCUCAUCUUCUGGACCUUCAGAGAGACGCCAACAGGCAGAUGAGUGAUCUCAAGUUCAAACUGGUGAAAUCUGAACAGGAAGUCACGACUCUGGAACAAAACGUGAUCCGACUGGAAGGUCAGGUGACUCGAUACAAGUUGGCGUCAGAAAAUGCAGAGAAGCUCGAAGAUGAGCUGAAAGUGGAGAAGCGAAAACUUCAGAGAGAGCUCCGCUCGGCUCUGGACCGGAUCGAUGAGCUGGAGGUCAGUAACCUCCACCUCUCCAAACGCCUGGAGAAGAUGAAGGCCAACCGGAGUGCCCUGCUGGCCCAGCAGUGACACUCCAACCCGGGUUGGAUCUUUUGGUGAUACUCGGUGUUUUCAUUUGCACCAUAACAGACAGACCGACAAUCAGCACUUGUUUUGACUCUGCAUGCAGCAUCAGACGGGUGGAGCUAACCAAAACAAACAUCAGCAUGUGACAUGACUCUUCAGACCUGUGAACUUUCGGACAUGUGACCACUGUGCUUGUCAAUUAUUUGUCUAUAACAAACCUGGAAAAUAAGAAAAAUCAACAAUGAUGUGAAUCUCAAAAUCAAUCAAAAAAAUUCAAACAAAAGGUCAUGUGGUUAACUCCACCCACCUGCCCCUCCAGGUGUGUUCAAGCAAACACUACAUCUGCCUCUUUGACAUCCAGCUGCUCCAUCUGUGUGAACUGUGGCACUACCUCUUCUCUGACACCCGGGAGGCGCUCUUUCCCCCAAAGACUGGACUACAGCAGAGAGACUGGGUCAAACUGGUCCAUCCCGGGUCAGACUUGUUCUUCUCGGGUCAGACUGGUCCAUCCCGGGUCAGACUUGUUCUUCUCGGGUCAGACUGGUUCAUCCCGGGUCAGCAGCAGAGAUUUUUAACUUUAUUUUGAUUGUUGGUGUUUUCAUUCACUUUCUCUGUGUUGUUGUCUUGAAUGUUUCCUCGUGUUCGUCUUAUUGUUUUUUUGGGCUGUUUGAAAACAUUUUAAAGACCAUCAAAGAACAAAACAAACAGAGGAAUGAAGCAGCAUCUAGCCACACCCACUUUUUAUGACUGCAUUCAGGUACCUGAAGGGGGCGUGGCCAUGUGUGAAGACACACCUGAGUCAGGACUCGGUGUUUGUUUCUUGACUUUUCGUGGGAUGUAAAAUCCUGCCAUCUUUACGCAGUGGGGUCAGGUGUAUGCAGGUAGACGGGCGCCUCGCAUCAUCCGGACAGUCAUGAUCUCAGGACGCCGCCUGACGUGAUCAGCUGCUGCUGUCACCGUCCGUCAAAGGAAAAAUGUUUUUGCUGUCAAAGUUUUUAAAUUUCAUUUGAUUGCAUCAAAGAAAUUCUUCAGUUUCUGAAUGCAAGGCUCAUUGGUGAGUGGCGCUGCAAACGACAAAAAAACUCCGCUUAUAUCGACAACUUCUUUACAUUCAUGUGGACCGGAACAUUGACGCUGGUCCAGUAUGGACAGACGCAGUGUUGGGAACCUGCUGCUUGUUAAAGUUGAAGCAGAAUUUCUUCAUUUUUCAAAUUGUGUUUGUGAAUAUUGUUCUCAUUGGUUCUGAUUGGGAAACUUUAAUGUAUUUUUGUGGCCUAUUGAUCAGGAUGUGGGUAUCAGUUGAUCAACAUGUAGCGGCUCAGUGGGUUUAUUGAUCAGUUUGUUUGAGAAACUCAAUAAUAAACUCAUCAAACAUC
Larimichthys crocea (large yellow croaker) is the source of this 5842-nucleotide messenger RNA. RefSeq lists its product as uncharacterized. The transcript is spliced from 16 exons. Gene Ontology annotation, biological process: regulation of transcription by RNA polymerase II. The record is from RefSeq and is a predicted model, not a curated record. Gene Ontology annotation, molecular function: RNA polymerase II cis-regulatory region sequence-specific DNA binding; DNA-binding transcription factor activity, RNA polymerase II-specific. Lineage: Eukaryota; Metazoa; Chordata; Actinopteri; Sciaenidae. The coding region runs from base 930 to 4469 and encodes 1179 amino acids.